AUGGAGCUUGCUGAGACUUGUGGAAAAGGAACUCUUUCUGCUGGAGAACCUUCCACCAAACGUAGUAUUACAUCAAUUUAUGAAGAUGAAGAAGUAGUGGGCUUUGAGAAAGAUGCAGAAAUUAUAAUGAAGAAAUUGAUACGAGGAACAAAGGAACGGGAUGUUAUCUCCAUCUAUGGAAUGCCUGGACUUGGUAAAACAACUUUGGCAAGGAAAGCGUACAACAAUCCCUCUAUUGUUAAUUACUUUGAUGUUAAAGCAUGGUGUGCUGUGUCGCAAACAUAUAAUAGGAGGACAUUAUUGGUUGAGAUUUUCAAACAAGCUACAAAUGAUGAUGAGAUCAAAAUCAAAGAGGACGACGAUGUAGCUGACAUGUUGCGCAGGGUUCUAAUAGGCAAGAGAUACCUCAUCGUAUUAGAUGACAUUUGGGAUGUCGAGGCAUGGGAAGAUUUGAGAAUAUGUUUCCCUCAAGGUGAAUAUGGAAGCAGACUUUCUAACGUCCGAAAAGAGUUGGAAAUUAUUGGAGAAGAAGGUAUUUCAAGGAGAGAGUUGUCCCCCGGAUCUACUGGAAGCAGGGUUACAAGUUGCCCAACAUUGCAAGGGAUUGCCUCUUGUGGUUGUCCUGGUUGCUGGGUUUAUUGA
Molecule: messenger RNA, 642 nt
Organism: Solanum stenotomum
Lineage: Eukaryota; Viridiplantae; Streptophyta; Magnoliopsida; Solanales; Solanaceae
Product: putative late blight resistance protein homolog R1A-3
Exons: 2
Coding region: 1-642 (213 amino acids)
Biological process (GO): defense response to other organism
Molecular function (GO): ADP binding
Source: RefSeq, a predicted model, not a curated record